CAUCUCUGAGGCCAUCACCUCAUGCACCAUCCCCCAGGGUCAUCACCUCCUAGACCAUCAGCCCUGGGGCCACCACCUCCGGGACCGUCAUCUCCUAGACUGUCAUCUCUGAGGCCAUCACCUCUAGAACCAUCAUAUCUGGGGCCAUCACCUCCGGGACCAUCACCUCUUGGACUGUCACCUCCGGGCCAUCACCUCCGGGACCGUCACCUCCAGGACCAUCACCUCCAGGACUGUCACCUCUGGGGCCAUCACCUCCGGGACCGUCACCUCCAGGACUGUCACCUCUGGGGCCAUCACCUCCGGGACCGUCACCUCCAGGACUGUCACCUCCGGGGCCAUCACCUCCGGGACUGUCACCUCCGGGGCCAUCACCUCCUGAACUGUCACCUGUGGGGCCAUAACCUCCAGGACUGUCACCUCCGGAGCCAUCACCUCUGGAACUGUCACCUCGGGGGCCAUCACCUCCUGGACUGUCAUCUCUGAGGCCAUCACCUCUGGAGCCAUCACCUCCGGGACCAUCAUCUCCUGGACUGUCAC
This is a messenger RNA of Vombatus ursinus (common wombat), 540 nucleotides long. RefSeq names its product histidine-rich glycoprotein-like. The coding region runs from base 22 to 486 and encodes 154 amino acids. The transcript has a single exon. The record is from RefSeq and is a predicted model, not a curated record. Lineage: Eukaryota; Metazoa; Chordata; Mammalia; Diprotodontia; Vombatidae.